This is a messenger RNA of Lachnellula hyalina, 738 nucleotides long. RefSeq lists its product as uncharacterized. NCBI's taxonomy places the organism in Eukaryota, Fungi, Ascomycota, Leotiomycetes, Helotiales, Lachnaceae. The record is from RefSeq and is a predicted model, not a curated record. The transcript has 2 exons. Bases 1 to 738 code for a protein of 245 amino acids.
AUGGCCGCAUCAACAGCAUCAUCCACGUACCUAGCCUCCCAAACCGCUUCCUUAGAAUCACAAGCCCCCGUUUCUCCCUCUCAAGCCCGCGCCGCCCAAAUCCCCCUGAAAGACUUCAACCUUCCCACCUUCCCCGCCGAAUCCUUCGCCGCAGCCCAAGCUCUCACGACGCUCAUCCUAACCUCGGACAUCAAACUCGACGACUACACACCCACGCUCACGCAGCCCUUCUCCGUCCCAACCCUCCCGCCCUCCAUCACGACCCUCACGCUCGAGCUCUUCAGCCUCGGCUACCCACCCGGCUUCCUGCAAGCCCUCGGCGAAGCCCUGCCGAACCUGAAAUCCCUCACGCUGUACUCCCAGCUGUUUGCCGGCACGACGCAGGACUCGCAGGACGAUGCCGUGGCGUUUAUCCAGGGGGCCACGGGCCUGAGGGAGCUGCAUGUCCUGGAUGUGUUUGCGCCGCCGGGAGUGUUUACGCGGAUUGCGGGGGCAUUGGCGCCGGGGCUGGCGUUCUUGGAGCUGUGCUAUACGUAUCGGCAUUCGGACGCUGCAGGGUUCCUGGGGACGCUGCCUGUGAAGGAGGUAGGGGAGCUGGUGAGGGAGGGGUUGGUGGCUCUUACGGUGGGGAUUGGGGCGCCGGAUGCGGGGGCGGUGGAGGAGGUAGAUGAGGAGGAUGUGGAGGGGACGGAGGUGGGUGUUCGGCUUGUUGGGGGGGAGGAGCGAGGGGUGCGGUGA